Saccharomyces kudriavzevii IFO 1802 is the source of this 1575-nucleotide messenger RNA. RefSeq names its product Tog1p (gene TOG1). Lineage: Eukaryota; Fungi; Ascomycota; Saccharomycetes; Saccharomycetales; Saccharomycetaceae. The coding region runs from base 1 to 1575 and encodes 524 amino acids. Gene Ontology annotation, molecular function: zinc ion binding; DNA binding. Gene Ontology annotation, biological process: DNA-templated transcription. The transcript has a single exon. The record is from RefSeq and is a predicted model, not a curated record.
AUGUACGGUGUACUUCUUAUGGAAGAGCACCACAAUACUCUGGCUGAUACAAAUCCGAGUUCUUUAUCUUUGAAAAGAUUUCUUGAGCAGGAUGAAUUGAUUUUUUGUCUUUGUGUAGAGUAUUUUGAAAGAUCGAUAUUUUCAGCAGUGCACGACUUGGUUAUAUUGAAGGGGUUAGUUUCUCUGAUAAGACAUAGAUAUUGGAUUGAUGAUUAUUUCGUUUUGGGAAGGAUUAUUUGCACUAUGUCCAGGCGAAGUUUAGAUGCCGGUUUAAAUCGUUGGGAAUACUACAUUGGCCAAGAAGAGGAAAUUGCAGAAGAAAAUCGUAAGUUAUGGUGGGAUUGCUAUUGGUGGGAUAGAUGGUACACUUUAAAUUCUGGUAAGGAACCAAUGAUUUCAGAUGAAAUGACUUCUUGUCUCUUUCCCAAAAAAGUAAUUGGGCUGGGAGUAGAUGAUUCGAUGGAUUGUCUCACAUUAAUAGAUUCAGUCAAACUCGAUCCAACGAAACUUGAUAUUUGUGUUUCUUUUGGUUAUAUACUAUUGGCAAAAUUAAUUACCACGGUAUUCUUUGAGUUGCUUUAUAAUCGUAAAUUCACAGACUACAGAUUAUUUGCAGUGCCUGACGCGAAAGACCUAAAUAGGACAGCACGGCAGCUUAAGGUGGAGUUCUUCAAGAUAAGAAGGAUUUUUCUGGGCGUACAAGAUAAAUUAAUCCCUUUUCUCAAGCAACAUUUUGAAAACAGUCGCAUAUUUGAAUUAUAUACACAUUUUGAAUUCUCCAAAGUUUGCUGUUUUCAAGGAAUGGAAAGUUUGAUAUUGAGGAUCCAAAACCUCUUGCAAUCAAGUGAGAAAGUUGGUCUCGAUAUAUGUAUAAAACAAACAAGGCUUCAAACUUUUGAAACUUCUGUGGAUAUUUUAACGGAAAUUCUCAGGCUGAAGGAUUCACUUCAUAUCAUGAAGUGUUCGUGGUUCUUGUAUGCAAUCUUGUUGAGAAUUACUUCAUAUUUUAUUGAGAACUCCAGAGAAGAUCCGAUUUACCAUUUAUCCUUAAUGUGUGGUGUGAUUGCUCUAUACAAUGAUUUGUUGAUAAAUUCUAAUAACAUUGACGUCAACGAUAACAACGCAUUUUACAAAAAGUUGAAAAAUGGUACAACAAUGUCCUUUAUCCUAACUCGUAUUUGCUGCCAGGUAUAUAUGCGAUCACAGAAGAUUUCUGAGGAGCUACUGUUCCACGAACUAAAAAAAUACGGCCAGGCAUGUUUAAAUGCUGUUAAAGCAGUGUUGGAUAUUGCAUGUGUCUGGUAUGAAAACAUAAUAGGCGAUCAUAAGGAAUCGAAUUUUCGCAAAGAAAUUCUCAAUAUUCUUGAUAGGGACAUGGGUGAUUUUGUAAAUAACAAUAUAGGUGUACAGGGGAAAAAAGAUGGUACACUCCACCAUGAGGGAUUUCCAGUCAAUAGCUCCGGUGUUUCUCUUGGACUGGAUUUUAUAAGUCUCGAAAACUUUGUGACUUCAGACUCUUUGCCGGACUUCCUAAACCUUUUUUGGGACGAAAUUGAAUUAGGCAUUUCUAAAUGA